CCCACCCAAACUUUCCCUCAAACCAGACGGAGGUUUGAUUCCAAACUGAUUGCAUACAGUUUAGAGCGCAUUUGACUUUUUGAAACUCUGCUUAUUGCAACACAAGAAGGAAAAGUAGGAAAAAGUAAUGGUGAAAGCGCGCGGAAUGUGGCUUUAUUGAAAUUUGAAGUCAUGUAUCCAAACGAAAAGAGGAGGGACAAACAGGGAUAGAGAAUGCGCCCCUGAAUUUUGUAGUUUCUGUGUUGCAUGUGAUUUGCCAAAGUUGUUUAUUAUUAUUGAAGAAAGGCAAGUCUCAAUGAUGGUUCAGCAACUUCCUGACGAUAUGAUCUUUGAAAUCCUCACCUAUGUUCCAGCUGAUACACUAUAUGAACAAAGGUUAGUAUCCAAGAUGUGGCAUAAGUUCAUAUCAGACCCUAUUUUCAUCAGUGCCCACCUCUCUCAUGCAGAGUCUGGUUUGAUUUUUCAAGACUUCAGUACAGAAAAGCUCAGGUACAAGGUUAAUUUCUUGUAUUUAGAAGAGGGGAGGUUCAGGACCAAAGAUUUGAAGCUUCCCCUCCUAUCUGGAGCUAAAAUCCGUGCUAGUUGCAAUGGUUUAAUCUUGCUGGAGAACAUCCCUGAAUCUGGAGACUUGUCUGUGGCUAAUCCUGUCACUAAACAAUGGAUCAAACUCCCCCCCCCAGCUCCAAAUAAAUUGCUGUCAUCUAGACGCAUUUAUGCAUCUCAAUAUGGAUUCACAUGGCAUCCUGGCACAAAUGAGUACAAAGUUUUGUGCUUCAGUGAAAGAAAAGCUGUAUGUUUGAUACUAACAUUGGGAUCUGAUAAAUGGGAGCUUGUUAAUGUACCUGAACAAUUUAUCCAACUUGCUCGUGAUAAUACUUCUGUUAAUGGCUUCUUGCAUUCAAUAGAUGGAGAUUUUGAUGAUGGAGACAAAGAGGACAUGCUUUCCAUGGACACAGCUGAUAAAAGUUUCCACAAGAAAAAACUUCCGAAAUGUCGAGGGGAGCAAGAUAAACUGUUGGAAUUAGGGGGUUCUUUGUCAUUCAUAAGCCGAAUUGAUUCUACAGCAGAAUUUGAGAUAUGGGUUUUGAAGGAUUUUGAUAAAGGGGACUGGAUUAAACUUUACAGUGUUAAACUUGACGUGGGUGUGAAGUUAGCUAACUCAAGAAGCCUAGAUUCAGCUAAGCCGAUUUGUUGUUUGAUGAAUGGCAAAUUAGUAGUUUUUGCAGUUGAUAGAUCCUUCUAUGCAGCAAGUACCCAACAGCCAUGGGUGAAAAGGAUAUGGAAUCUCAAAACAGAGCAUUGUUUGACACAUUUGAACACCCUUGUUUCUUGCAAAACAUUUUAGAAUUGCUUGCUCACAUUGUGCUUUAAUUUCACUGUGGAGUCAUGUUAUAACCUACUUUCAAAUUUCAAUAUCUUUCUGUGUUCUUGGAUUA
Molecule: messenger RNA, 1436 nt
Organism: Nelumbo nucifera (sacred lotus)
Lineage: Eukaryota; Viridiplantae; Streptophyta; Magnoliopsida; Proteales; Nelumbonaceae
Product: putative F-box protein At4g09190
Molecular function (GO): protein binding
Source: RefSeq, a predicted model, not a curated record